Molecule: messenger RNA, 1827 nt
Organism: Momordica charantia (bitter melon)
Lineage: Eukaryota; Viridiplantae; Streptophyta; Magnoliopsida; Cucurbitales; Cucurbitaceae
Product: beta-1,4-N-acetylglucosaminyltransferase family protein
Biological process (GO): N-acetylglucosamine metabolic process
Cellular component (GO): membrane
Molecular function (GO): beta-1,4-mannosylglycoprotein 4-beta-N-acetylglucosaminyltransferase activity
Source: RefSeq, a predicted model, not a curated record
UGGGCGCAGGAGCAGGUGGAGUCAACGCUCGGAGGUGAUUACCUUGCGGAGGGAGGAGUGGAGGACCCAUGUUACAUUAGAUUCAAUUUCUUUCAGAUUUUACAAUUUACGGCCACCCCCAUAAAUUUCUGCUCCUAAAUAUCCCAAUCCCGCCACUCUCCAUCUUCUAUCUCCCAAUUCUUCUUCUCCGAAUCCCUUCCAAACCAAAGGACUCUUCAGAUCAUCGCACACAACCCAGAAUUCCUGUUCCCCCUCCCAUUUCCGCCACUGGGGGGGAACGUAUCCACGCCCAAUUGCGCCAAUUCUGCAACUCCAUCCAGGUAACCAACAGCAGUGAAACCAUGACUGCUCUGUCAUCUGUACCUAUGACAAUAUGUUGGUGACUUCCUUUCCCUAGUAUUCUCCCGUAAAAGAUGGCUACAAGAUCUCAUCGGCUCAGUUCUAGACGAAUACGUCUUAAAUAUCUUAUUUUUAUACUUCUUAUGCUUGUUCCGCUCAGUGUUAUUUUUAUUUUCAAUUAUGGGCAAAAGAUUUCUUAUUUCCUCCGCCCCCUUUGGGACAAUCCUCCACACCCUUUUGUACGCCUACCACACUAUUAUGCAGAAAAUGUGUCUAUGGAACACCUCUGUCACCUCCAUGGCUGGUCUUUGCGGUCCAAACCUCGUCGUGUUUUUGAUGCCAUUAUCUUCAGCAAUGAGCUGGAUUUGCUUGAAAUCAGAUGGCGGGAGCUUUACCCACAUAUCUGGAAGUUUGUAAUCCUGGAGUCACAUACCACUUUUACAGGCAAACCCAAGCCAUUACUAUUUGCAGCAAAUCGAGCUAGGUUUGCCUUUGCAGAGAAUAAGACAGUCCAUGAUGUGUUUUCUGGACAUAUUGCAUCUCAUGGAUCACACAGAAACCCAUUUGACCUUGAAUCCAUGCAACGUUUAGCUAUGAAUGGAUUACUUCAACGUGCGGGGAUUUCAAAUGGUGAUCUUUUGAUCAUGUCGGAUACCGAUGAGAUACCGAGCCCACACACUGUGAAACUGCUGCAAUGGUGUAAUGGGGUGCCUCCUGUAGUCCAUCUGGAAAUGAGGAACUACAUGUAUUCGUUCGAGUUCCCUGUGGACUACAGCAGCUGGCGAGCCACGAUUCACAUAUAUGGUCCACAAAGUCAUUACAGGCAUUCUCGCCAAACCGAUCUUAUAUUCUCUGAUUCUGGAUGGCAUUGUAGCUUUUGUUUUAGGAAUAUUCAAGACUUUGUAUUCAAGAUGACAGCUUAUAGUCAUGCAGACCGUGUAAGGCGGCAAGAUUUCCUGAAUUAUUCAAGGAUACAGAAGCUCAUUUGUCAGGGAGACGAUCUCUUUGAUAUGCUUCCUGAAGAGUACACCUUCCAGGAGUUGAUCAAGAAGAUGGGAUCAAUACCACGUUCCUCAUCUGCAGUUCAUCUUCCUGCAUACUUGAUAGAGAAUGCAGACGAGUUUAGAUUCCUGCUUCCUGGAGGCUGUGUAAGGAGCUCAGAAAACAGCAUCCCAGGGUUGAAUAAGCAUCCGUAGAAUCGAUGCCUUGCUCGAUAGUUAGCUUAUUUUUCGUUUAAAUUCCGCUUCUGCAGGAGGAUGUGAAUAUCUAGCUAGAACAGCAGCACAGGCUCUCUAUUUUUAGUUUACUCGCAAUGCUACCUGAAAAUGGGAGUAGACUGAUAAUUCAUAGUUGGUGUUUUUGUUUAUACACAAGUUGUUGCUAACAGGAAAGUCUAAACUGUAACUCAGAGAGAGUGGUAUUAUUGUUUUAUUCUACUGAUUUUUGCAUGAGUUUGGGAGAGAUAGUGAUUGAAAUGUUGUUCUGUAA